AUGAAAUUAAAUAAAGCCAACCUUCUAUCUAUCUAUCUAUCUAUCUAUCUAUCACGUUCAACUUUUUCUUAUUUCAAAUUCUCAAUCUCCUUAUCUAUCUAUCUAUCUAUCUAUCUAUCUGUGCUAAUAUCUAUUUUUUUACUGUUUGUUCGUAUUUAUUUCAAUCUGCUUCUAUCUACACGCGCUAUUUUUUCUUCCUAUUUUCUACUUUUUGACGAUUCUUCUUUUCUUGUCCUUCUUUUGUGCUUUCUUUUUUUCUUCUUCUACUUUUCUUUUCUUUUUUUUUUGUCUUUCUUUUUCCUAGUAUUGUUUUUCUUUUCUUUUUCAUUGUACAACUUCUUCUCCGGUCCCGACAACUCUCUUACAUCCGGGUUACACUGUACUUGUCUUUCUUUGUUCGUCUCUUUUAUCUCCUUUCAUUGUUUUUUUCUUUUACUUUUCCUUACCUUUCUUUUUCGCUUUCCAUUUUCUUGCAUUGUUUUUUUUCUUUUCUUUUUCUUUUUUUCCCGUUUAUUUAUUGCUUUUCCAUGUCGGCUUUUCUUCCUUUCUUUCAUUUUUCUGUUUGUUUCUUUUUCUUUAUUUCUAAUUCCUUUUGUUUUCUUUAUCACUUCUCUAUUUCCUCUACUUAAGCUUCUUUCUUUCCUUCUUACUUUCACUAUCUCCCUCCCCCCUCUCUCUCUCUCUCUCUCUCUCUCACCUUUAUCUACUUGA
Molecule: messenger RNA, 711 nt
Organism: Acanthosepion pharaonis
Lineage: Eukaryota; Metazoa; Mollusca; Cephalopoda; Sepiida; Sepiidae
Source: the annotation of a GenBank genome assembly